Camellia sinensis is the source of this 1772-nucleotide messenger RNA. RefSeq names its product shaggy-related protein kinase eta. The record is from RefSeq and is a predicted model, not a curated record. Gene Ontology annotation, molecular function: ATP binding; protein serine/threonine kinase activity. Gene Ontology annotation, biological process: cell differentiation; brassinosteroid mediated signaling pathway; peptidyl-threonine phosphorylation. NCBI's taxonomy places the organism in Eukaryota, Viridiplantae, Streptophyta, Magnoliopsida, Ericales, Theaceae. Gene Ontology annotation, cellular component: nucleus; cytoplasm.
AAAUUUUAAUAUUGAGGGAAGGAGAGAGGGGAGAGAGAGAGAGAGAGAGAGAGAGGUGUAUAGGAAGCACAUCACAUGGCUUCGUUGCCGCUGGGACCUCACCAUCCUCCAGACAACCAUCACCAUGACCUGUUGAAGCUCGCGCCUCCCCGUCCGCCGGAAAUGGACUCCGAUAAGGAAAUGACACCUGCUGUAAUUGAGGGAAAUGAUCAAGUCACUGGUCACAUUAUUUCCACUACAAUUGGUGGAAAAAAUGGCGAGCCUAAACGGACCAUUAGUUACAUGGCUGAGCGUGUAGUGGGUACUGGAUCAUUUGGAAUUGUUUUUCAGGCAAAAUGCUUGGAAACUGGAGAAACUAUGGCCAUAAAAAAGGUCUUGCAGGACAGGCGGUACAAAAAUCGUGAGCUGCAGUUAAUGCGUUUGAUGGAUCACCCAAAUGUGGUUUCUUUGAAGCACUGUUUCUUUUCUACAACAAGUAAAGACGAGCUUUUCUUGAAUUUGGUCAUGGAAUAUGUCCCUGAGACUAUGUACCGCGUUCUGAAGCAUUACAGCAAUGCAAAUCAGAGGAUGCCGCUCAUCUAUGUCAAACUUUAUACAUAUCAGAUAUUUAGGGGGCUGGCUUAUAUUCAUACUGUUCCUGGGGUUUGCCAUAGGGACGUGAAGCCUCAAAAUCUUCUGGUUGAUCCUCUCACCCAUCAGGUUAAGCUUUGUGACUUCGGAAGUGCAAAAGUUCUGGUCAGGGGUGAAGCAAACAUAUCAUACAUAUGUUCUCGUUACUAUCGUGCUCCAGAACUCAUAUUUGGUGCAACAGAAUACACAACAUCAAUUGAUAUUUGGUCAGCAGGUUGUGUCCUUUCCGAGCUUCUUCUGGGGCAGCCCUUGUUUCCUGGAGAAAAUGCAGUGGACCAACUUGUAGAGAUUAUCAAGGUCCUUGGUACUCCAACUCGAGAAGAAAUUCGAUGCAUGAAUCCGAAUUAUACAGAUUUUAGGUUUCCUCAGAUUAAAGCUCAUCCUUGGCACAAGGUUUUCCACAAACGAAUGCCUCCUGAAGCAAUUGAUCUGGCUUCACGGCUCCUUCAAUACUCACCAAGUCUUCGUUGCACUGCUUUGGAAGCAUGUGCUCAUCCAUUCUUUGAUGAGCUUAGGGAGCCUAAUCCCCGGCUUCCAAAUGGUCGUCCUUUGCCCCUGCUUUUCAACUUUAAACAGGAAUUAGCUGGAGCUUCACCUGAGUUGAUCAAUAGGCUGAUACCAGAGCACAUCCGACGGCAAAGUGGUCUCAGCUUCCCCCACCCGGCUGGGACAUAAACAGAUCAAUCUAAGGUAGAAUCAACUCUUCUGCCAGUUGAUGGAUGUGAAUUAUAAGGGAGCUUCUGGGGGUUAUUAUCAGCAAGGGUUUUGGCCUAACCUACAUUUUCCUUGUCCAACAAUGAUGUAUUUUGGCUUGACCAGGAAUUUGGCUAUUCUGUCUACUAUGCCAUCCUAGAUAAAAGAACCUCUUCCAAGCUUCUGUACAUUGUUUUGAUCGUCGUAAAGAUUUGAGAAAGGUAGGAGGUACAAAAUGGUAAUGCUCUUUUUAUGUCUUAGCUAGGCAGUUUGUCUGAAGAAACAUCAGAAGAAGCAUCAAGGGCUCUUCUUAGUCUUGCUUGUUUAUACUUAGCUGGGGAUUAUUUCCUUCUCCUCAUGUGAUAUCUAUGUAGUGGCUUGUUUUUGGUUAUUACUGCCUUUUGAAUGUGCUCCAGACAUUUCCAUUUCAAUGAUGUGCUAUUUUAAUA